AUGUCAGCUAAAGAAUUAUUAAUUCAACUUUUUGCUUUGCCAAAAGGAGAAAUCAUAUUCCAUGACUAUUCUUGUGCUUUAAAAAGUCUAAUUUCAAAGUAUGGUAGGAUAUUUUUAUCUGAGAAUCACAUAUGUUUUUACGCAAAUUUGGCAGGUAGUAAAAUUAAUCUUGUUUUAAAAAUUAAUGACAUACUAAAAAUAGAGAGUAAGAAUAAAAAUGAUAUUGAAAUCAUUAUGAAUAAUAAUAAAUAGUAUUGUUUUAGUAGUUUUUAAGAUAAGGAUCAUGUACUUAAUUUUAUGAAUGCAUUAUUAUAAGGUUAACCUUUAAGUAAUUUAAAUGAUUCAACAGUCUUUAAUGAGACUUCUAAUAAUGAAUAAUCAUAAAUUGAUAAUGCUGAAGUUGAAAUUUAAUUUCUAAAAUCUGAGUCUUCUACUAAUUAAGAAAUUUGCAAAUUCACAUUCUCAUUUUCUUUAGAUAAAUUCUUUGAUUUCUUUAUAGCUGAUAAUGCCUCUUUGUAUUCAAUUUAUGAUCAUCGUUAAAAUGAAAAAGACACUGAUAUGAAUUUAACUAAAUGGACAGUAAAUGAAGAUUCUUAAGAUAUGUAUCUAAGAGAAAUGAAACAUGUUAUGAAACUUACAGGAGUCCCCUUUAAAGAUAAAACUAGAAUGCAUAAAUUAUUCACUUACAAAAAAGAUGAAUAAAAAAUUAUUUAUACUUGUACAACUCAUACUUUGGAUGUACCUUAUGGAAAUUGUUUCUAAGCUGAAGAAAAAUGGGAAAUUACACCACUUGAAGAUAAUAAAUGUAUUCUUAGAGUAUUUGUUUCAGUUAUAUUUACUAAAUCUACUAUUAUGAAAAAUACUAUUAUAAAUAGAACUAUGAUAGGUUUUAAAGAAGAUUAUGAAAAAUGGAUUAAUAAUGUUAAAAUUAAAUUAGAAAACUAAGCUAAGUAGUCAAAAUCAUCAACUAUUUCUUAUUCAAUUCAUGAUUUUGAAGAGUAAUAAUUUUAUUAUUUAUUUUUAGUUCGAUUAAACUUGAUAAUCAAAAUAUUUUUAAUAAAAUACUAAAAACUUCUAAUUCUAAUCUAGAAACAUAAAAGGAAUAAAGUGGAUUAAUUUCUGUAGCUUUAUAAAAAGAAGCAUAUUUUAUUUUGUUAAUUACAAUAAUGAUAAUUAUUAUGCUCAUCCAAAUAACAAUGAUGAAUAAAUAGACAGCAAAGAUUGAAUAACUUGAAUAAUUACUUAUUCAAAGACAGAACAAAUUCGAACUAUUCAAUGAUCAAUUAUGA
Molecule: messenger RNA, 1289 nt
Organism: Paramecium sonneborni
Lineage: Eukaryota; Ciliophora; Oligohymenophorea; Peniculida; Parameciidae
Source: the annotation of a GenBank genome assembly